GAUUGGACACCUCGUGGUCCAUGCAGCUGCACAACGCAAAUCACUAACGUUCACGAUCCCGACGCGAGCGGUUGUACGUAGCGGACAAGCGACCAUACGGUGUAUAAGUAGUAGUUUAAAAAAAAAUAAUAAUAGCAAAAAAUACAACAAAGUGUGCAGGAAGAAUAGUGAGUAAGAUAUCAGUUACGUGUGAGCAGCUAAGGGUAUAAGUACAGUACCAAAAAUACAUAUACGAACGUAUGUGUUUGUAAGUGAUAAAGAAUUUUCAGCGAAAAAAAGUGCGAGAGUGCUAUUUUUCUUCGUCGUCUAUACCAACAAUAAAAAAAUAAAUAAAUAUAACAAUAAUAAACCGAAGCAAAAAGUGAGUGAAAAAGUGUAACAUUAAAAGGCAAAAAUUACGCAAAAAUCUCGAUAUUAGCAAAAAAUCCGUUAAGCCACACGCAUACUGUCGCAAACGAAAGUGUCUCAUAAAGUAAGCAAAAUACAGCGAAAAGGCAGUGCAAUACAUACAUACACAGCAUUAAUACAGCGACUAAACGGUAAAUAAUAAUGUCACCAUUUACAAGCGAUUUGAACGGCAGCAACAACAUGAUGAGCUAUCCAGAUAGCAUGCCACUGAUGGCACGCGGCAAUGCCAGCCACAAUGCCAACCGUAGCAAUAGCAACAUCAACAACAACAAUGACAACAACGAAAGCGACAACAGCAGCGGAUGUGACAAUAUGUCGUUGCUGAGUCGCUGCCGCCGCAACAUCAACAUGGGCGCUGGCAAUUUGAUGAGCUACCAGAAUAUGCUCGUUAUGCUAACGGUAUUGGUGUGCGGUCUCGCCACUGUUAACGGGCUCAAGUGCAACAUGUGCGGCCAGUAUAAUGAGGGCGUCGGCUCGAUUACGCCCUGUCUCAACUAUUCGGAUCAAUAUGCACAUCUCUACUUGAAGGAAUGUUCGAAGAAAAGCGAGAAAUACUGUGUGAAAUAUGUAAGCGAAUUAUCGACAGUGCGAGAUUGUGCCACUGAGUGUGUUGAGAAGGAAAUAUGGGAGACACAAACUUAUUGCUGUAAUACCGACGGCUGCAAUGGCUCCAACAAUUUGCAGAUCUCAAAACCUCUACUAUUAUUACCGUUACUAUAUUGUGUCUAUAAAUGGUUGACAGUCGCUUUCAAUGAGCGGCAUUAAGUUGAGGAGCAUGCGUAGAGAGUGGUGAAAGGGUUAGGCACUAAUAAUCAUAAAUAUGGGCAUGUAAUAAAACGAAAAAUAACGGAACGUAGUAAAUUAAUAAAAAUUAACUUGUUAAAAACUAUUUUCUUCAAAAGAAAAAAUUCUAAUAUUUGUGUGAUUUUUCAUCUCGUGGUUUAAAUGUCCAAAAUUUUUGUGCAAGCUAAUUGGAUAUUUCGAUAUUCUUUAGGUAAUUUUCAAAAUAAAUUUUCAAAAUAAACUUUGAAAAUUUUUGGAUACUUUGCAUUUAUGCUCUUUAAUUAUUGUACUUUUAAUAGUCUUCCCGAUAAAAUGUUUAGUAGAAAUAUAUAGAAAAGCGAAAACUUAACACAAGAACAAAUCGGAAAAUUUUUAAAAAAUAUCAGAAUUGAGUAACAAGUGUAGGGGAAAACCAAAAAAUAAAGUACAUUAUAUAAAUCCGAAUGUUGAAAAUCUUGCGAUUUAAGUAACCAAGAAGCAUAUUAGAACAAAUUCUAAAUAUAAUAAUGCAAAUAAAAAAUACAAUACAUACAUAUAUAUACAUAUAUAGUUACAAAGAUAUGUAAAGCAAAUUUCAGCUCAUAGCAAAAACAUUUUCGUAAUUGAAAGCAUACAAAUAUUGAAAUAUAUUAUAUAAUAAGAGCUAAUAACUAAAGAAAGUAAGGUAAAAGGAAAAGCUAAUAAUUUACAGUUACUCUUAUAAAGCAUAAUAGCUAAAUUUAGAAAGAGUUUCAUCAAUUUUAAAAAUUCAUUAACAACGUUUUUGCGCCUAAAAGUAGAUCACGACAUUUUCAAAAACAAGUCAUACAAAACUAUUUUGCAACAUUUAUUUAACGAAGUAAGAGUUUAUGAAGCAUACUAUUGUGCGCUUGCUAUAUGUUUUUAUAAUUUUAGGAAAUAAGCGACAAUUAUUCUAUGCCGUUAGUCAUAUAUUGCGCAAUCAAUCGCCUCGCCUUGUUAUAUUUUGGGGCUGGCAGAGGCGGUUGCUUCCCGGCAAUAUAAAAUGUAGUAUGCUUUGUGUAUUUUCUGCAUCAUUUAAUGUUCUAUAAUUUACUUUUCAUAAACAACUUUUCUAAAAUUUACCAACUAAUUAUAUGAAACCAACACAAAUAUAUAUUCUAAAAACGCGCAAUUUUUAAAAGGCAACACACACCUAUUAGAGACACUUUCUUAAAUAAACAUUGAACUAGUAUCCUGUUCCAAUAGGGAAAAGAAAAUUCGAAAUUACUAAACGCAUUCGGUCAUUUUCAUUAUUGAAUUUUAAGUGAAAUAUUUUAAAAUUUCAUUAGUAAUUUAAAUCUAAAAGACAUAAAAGCUAAAAUACAAUAUUGAAAAUAAAAAAAGUAGUUUGUUAGGAAAAAUACCUAGGAGAUGAAGUUAGAACAAUAUAAAUACGCAACGAACUACCACUAAAUCUCUGAGAAAUCGAGCAGUUUCAAGGCUUAUGUGCGCUCUCUGCGGCAGGUAUUGAGCGGAUUGGCGGUAGUGAGUGGCAGCUGAGGUGAGGUCUAAUGAUGUUGUAUACUUUUAUGAGUUUAGUAUAUAAUUUUGUGUCAAUUCUAUAAAUCGAACUCGAAACGAUGAAUCAAAUGAAAAAAAUAUAUUUACUGACGAAUAUUUGGCAUAUUUGAGAAUAUUUGCUUGCAAUAUGACAGACCACGCUAUACUCGUACUUACGUUAUUUCUUGUUCAACUUUGUAUGGGCGUAUGGCUUAACCUCUCCCUUAAUAAAAAUUAUUGGAGUUUUUUUAAACGAGAGACCUACUUUUGUUUCAAAAUGUUGUAGGAAAUGAUAUACAAGGUGAGCUAAAUCGAAAUAAUUGAUCAUUGAAAGAAGAGUUUCUUAAGUAGCUAUCGCUCUUUGUUCUAUGCUUAGGAAUAGUUACAUUGGGAAAAAAUACUUUAUUGUAUAUACUUGAUAUAAAAUUAGUUUAAAUAUUUGUUUAAAUUAGUGAGUUUAGAAGGCGUAAUCCAACUCAGCUAUAAUCUAUCGGUGUCAUUUUAAAGCUAUGGGGAAAAUGGGUUUUUAGUUUAGAAUCUCUGGAACUGUUGCGAAUGAAGAAUUUGAAAUAUAUUUAAUUAAGGUAACGAAGUUCUAAUUUUUUGUACCCUGUUUGCAGAAAUUACUUGAAAAUAUCAGAACUGCUUGAAAUAUCCCAGAAAUUAUAUGCUCUAUUAUUAAAACUUUCCUAUUUCAAAUUUAUUUUUUAUGACAUCAUUAAAGCGCUCUUCUGAUAAAAGAUAUAUGAUUAGAAAAAAUAUUUCUGCAAAAUUGGCCAUGCGUUAAAAGUAUACCAUACAGGUUAGUAAGCUAACGGAAAGUUUCAGGUUUUGUUUAAAAAUUGGAUAUUUAACAAAAAAUUAAAAUAAUAUAUUUAUUAUCAUUGUAAUAUUUUGAAUAUUUAUACAAAACAAUUUGAAAUGUAAUGAUCAGAAAUAUGUCUUCUGAAUUACGGUUUAUAGUUUAAUUUUUACUAUAAAUCAUAUUACCGUUAAAAACCCCUCAGCUGCUUUUUCAGCUAAGCAAUAAUAGGAACAGAGCGAAUUCUCUCAACAAACCCUAUGAAACUGUACAAGAAAUUCUAAAUUAUUGUUUAACUAAAUUUAAACAAAAAAAUUAAUGAAAAAUAUUGUAACGUAAUAAGCAAACAAUUUGUGCUAACACACAUUUGAAUAACAGAAUAGAGAAAAUAAAACGAUAAAAAAUUAUGCAAGUAUAAGUAAUGGCAAGGAAAAAAUUCGCUACUACAAUAUACAAAUGUAGAAGAAAGCAAAAAACAAAAAAUGAUUCGUGGGUAGGCAAAAUAAAUACUAACAAUAAAAAGAAAAAAAAAAACUGCAAAGAAAAAUCUCACAAAAGGUGCAUCAAAACAUUUUAACAUAUUAAAAAUACACAAGAAAGUAUUGAAAAAAAGAAACAUAAAUAAAAGCACACUUCUUUUUUAAUUAGAUUUAAAUUUAAGGCUUUCACAAAUUCUUAAUAUAAAAAAUAAGAUUGAAUUGAUACAAGUAGUAGGGCAAUAGCAAAAAAAAAUUUUGAAAAAAUUACAUAAUACAAACAUACGAACACACAGUUAAUUAGUGAUAAGUUAAGCAUCGAAUCAUUAGCAUAAAGCCUAUUGAUAAAGCAAAAAAGAAAAACAAAAAAGAAGAACAACACAGCAAAUACGAUAUAAAGAAGUAAUAAUAAAUGUAUUAGUUCCUUAACAAAGCAGCAUCAAGAAGUUGUGGGGAUAAAGAGACAAGAAAAUUUGCAAUAAGUACCAUAUAAUUAAUACAUGUUAAUAGCCAUAACAAUAACAACAAUAUGCAGCAGAGCAUACAUUAAAUUCAGCAUUAGCAGUUUUUAAGUACGAAUGAGACAAAUGGCAGCCACAAAGAAUUUUUAAUACGCGAUAAUUAAAUUUUUAUAAUUUUUUCAAUUUUUUUUCUUUAAUCAGCUUAUGUCAUGCUUUAAGCUGUGUUUAUUUUUAAUUUUUUUUAUUUUUAAAGAGAGUUUAGUGAGGUAUUGUCGUUUUUUGCGCGCCGCAAUUUCAACUAAUUAUGUAAUAAUCCACAAUAUUGCGCAAAUUCUCCACAUAUUUCUCAUAUUAUUUGUUUUUAUUGCACAUAAGCUUCAAUAGAGGACGCUGGUGCAUGCUUCAGUGUACACAUAGACCAUAUAAACACACACAUGCAAGCGCAGGUCUUAGCGAGCAAUAUGGCAAUGUGGAUUCGCCUGCAUGCUCCUCACAGCGCAUCCUCUGUUAUAGAAAAAAUAAUUAUAAAAAAAUAUUGAAACAAACCCAAUAAAAACCAAAUUUGAACUACAACAACAACAAUCAGAAAAAGCGUUCAAAUGUGAUGUAACGACACAUUAAAUUAAUUCAAUUCAAUUAAAUUAAACUAAAAAAUUUUUUUGUUAUCAAAUAAAAUGAACACAAAGAGUAAAUAAGCUGCAAAAAAAUUAAAUUUAUUGCAAAACAAAAAACAAUAGUGUGAAGAAAUAAAAUAUUUUAUUACUAUAUAUAAUUACAUGCAUACAUGUAGCUGCGAUUAUAUAUAUAUAUAUAUAUAUAUAACUUUCUAUAUAUUAUUAUCUAAAAGUAUUAUUAUUGCUAUUAUUAUUCUAAUUAUUAUUAACUAUUAUAUUGUUAUACUAUAUUGAUUAAUAUAAUGUAUUAAUGUAUAUGCGCAUUACCAACACACACACAGCGUUCAUAAGUAUCUAUAUAUAUAAAAGUAAUUUCAAUGCUGAUACUCAUUCCAAUGCAAUUACCACAUGCAAUAACAAAAAUAUUUAGUAAAUCAAUACAUUUAAACAAACAAGUGAAAUAUUUCAAAAUUCAAUAACAUUUCCUUUUCCGCUUAAAUGGUAAAAAACUAACGGCAUUUUUAAACAUUCACGCAUAAUUAACAGUAAAUAAAUGGCUAAAACAUACAAGGCGUUUCCGCAUAAAAUAGUAAAAAAAAAAACUCAUAAUAACAACAGUACUCAACAAUUGAGUAAUGCAUAUACAUAGAGUUGUUUGCAUAUAAAAAAAUAAUUUAUCGUUACAGCGCAAUAGAAAACACAGUAGGUGCGAAAAGAUAACAUACAUAGCAAAUACGCGUAAAUACUAAUAAAUAAGAUUGCUGCAUAAGGAAAAAUAUUAAGAAUAUAAAAAAAUAAAAAAUUUAUGAAUAAAAAAAAGAAUAAGUAAAACUCUAUAAAAAUAAUAAUAUGAAAAUAAAUAAUAAUUUGAAAAUAAAUAAAUUUGAAAAUAAAUGCUAGUUUGAAAAUAAACUUUAAUUUAAAAGUGCAUAAAAAGUUGCAAGAAAACAAAAUAAUGCAACUAAAGUUCACCCAGUUCAAUCACACACAUACACACAUGUAUACACAUGCAAAUACACUUACUCUCCCAUGCGCAAAACUAAACUAUAAAAUAACUGUAAAAAAUUUCAUGUAAAAUGUUUAAUUUUGAUUUUAGUAAAAUAAAAUUCAAUAAAAACGAAAA
This is a messenger RNA of Bactrocera oleae (olive fruit fly), 6167 nucleotides long. Its product is annotated as LIM domain-containing protein A. The record is from RefSeq and is a predicted model, not a curated record. NCBI's taxonomy places the organism in Eukaryota, Metazoa, Arthropoda, Insecta, Diptera, Tephritidae.